This is a messenger RNA of Thyridium curvatum, 3705 nucleotides long. RefSeq lists its product as uncharacterized. Gene Ontology annotation, molecular function: protein serine/threonine kinase activity; ATP binding. NCBI's taxonomy places the organism in Eukaryota, Fungi, Ascomycota, Sordariomycetes, Thyridiales, Thyridiaceae. The transcript has a single exon. Gene Ontology annotation, biological process: protein phosphorylation. The coding region runs from base 1 to 3705 and encodes 1234 amino acids. The record is from RefSeq and is a predicted model, not a curated record.
AUGUUCCAACGAUUCCACCGGCGUGGUCCGUCCAACCCAAGCUCUCCCUCCUUGCCUGACCAGACCAGUCCGUGGGAUACAGCGUCGUCUCCAGACCAGCUCCAACCGCCCAAGGAGCCAUCGUCCCGCGGCGAUGCGCGCUCCCAGUCACCUGGCGCCUCAAACCUCCCGCCAUCCCUACCCCCGAUUCCCCGCGUUCUCUCUGGCGACUUUAGCUCGUCAUACCCUUUCGAGCACCAGAACCACCACCACGACCACGGGCCUGAUCCUGCCCUCCGCUCCGAUUCGCAGUCUCCGCCCACGAAAUCGCCAUACAAUGGCACCGACCAGGGGUUCAUCGGCGGCGUGGCCUUGAGGAAAUACCGUCAGAGCAUGCAGGAUGCUGGGAAAGAUGCCGAACUGCCUGCUCUCCCAAGCCAAAACAAUAGACUGCCCGAAAACCUGCUGUCGCGCUCAAAGCCGCCGCCGCCGCCAAUCGAUACAAGUUUCUCGCAAAGACCCCCUCCCAUACCUCUCAAACAGGUCAAGCCGGCAUCCUCGUUCGCAACGCCCACCGAGCUCCAGAAUGUUGCCGCGGGACCGGCACGGCGGCCAGCGGGCACCCGGCUUGCCAGCGACUCUACGGUGGCAGCAUCGACCCAGCCAGUCAGCGAAACCCACAAGGCACGCAAAGGCCUCCCCUUCCUCAAGAACCCCAUGUCCACCCUGUUGAACCGGAGGAGAGCCGGACAAGGGCCGUCAGAUAUAUCGCCUGUCCCUCCGCCUGAAGAGCCAAACGAGUUUGCCUACGCCCCGAUCCGAGGCACUCGAGUGCAUGACUUCAGCGCCCCGCGACCGAAGCCUCGCCCCGGCCAGCCAGGGGAUGGGAAGACAUCUGGGCGGCGCGAUGCUCUCGGCCUGCCCAUGGACAGCAGCUACGGAUCGAUGGGGCAAAGUAGUGACACGACCGGCCCUUUUACUGAAAUUUCGAGUGUUGCCAGCCAUGGCAAGCCGUCGGGGCUCAUUAAGAGCGUCUCUGGUCAGAGUUGGGCUUCUGAAGACCGUCAUUCUGAGGCCGAGACCAUCCCUCCCGUACCUCCAAAGGAUAGCCCUGAUCCGAAUGCCCAGAGAAAGUCUCGCAGCUCGAAAACUCCGUCCAUCGACAGCUCACCGGGCCAGGUACGGUACACGCCUUCUGAUCGAACUGGAAGAUCAAGAAAUGUAUCUCUAUCCGACGCGUCAAUCAAGGAUGGGCCGAGUGCAAUCCCUCGCCACAUGAAGAGCACCUCGUCCCGGUUCAGCUUCAUGGUGGGCUCCGCUAAUCAAGAGCUUUUACUCGAGGAAAGGCACAGGCAGAAGGAACUCGAGAAGCAGGGCUCAACACCCAAUGCUGGCACCCGAGACUCGCGUUUUGAUGACUUUGACGAGGACAGCUUCGACUACGACGCCAUGAUGGAUGACGAUGGGCUGGAGGAGAGGAUACCCGGAGUCAACGCCGAUGCGGAGGAUGAUUAUGCUUUUGAGGAGGAAAACAUCUACGAGAAUGAGAGCGUCUACGAAGACGAGAUGGACCCGGACAACGACCAGGAGAACUUUGCGGGCUUUGUCUUUCAGAGAUCCAAUCCCACUUCAUCACUCGCCACACCGCAUACUGCUGGCAACACCAUCACUCCUAGAGAUGCCACGGGUAAUGCGAUCGGUUUUGCGAUGACAAAGGACCAGACGCCAGAUGUUUCCCAGCCCCCUUCGGCGACAACCUAUCAAAUGGAGGAGGCGACGCUCCGGCUCAAGGCAGAUGAUAUCGAAGGACUCGGUAUCCAAGGCCUCAGGUUACGAGAUCAGUCAGAGGGCCCAGAAGACGCCGUGCCUAUCACCGAAGAACAAACCGAACCACGGGGUCAGAGGCUCUCUGUUGACAUACCCAAACAGCCGACUAACCUGGACGAUGGACUCUACUUCGACGAAGGACUGAUGGACGAACUCAACUUUGGCGAUCCAGGGUCGGGCGACAAGUUCGACGAGUCGAUCUUUGACCUCAACGACACCGAUGAAUAUGGCCGUCCCAUUCCCGGCGCCUUUGCCCAAGCACAGGCGCAGCGAUUAGCCAUGAGCCAGGAUGCCUCAAAGCGCGAGAGCAAUGCCACAUCGCGCUUGUCGGGGCAGUCUCAAGUAUCGCAGUCGACGACGCAUACCUCUAUGAGUGUGGGGCUGCAGCACAUGACCUCUAUCUCGGAGAAGCGCUCUGAACCUGAGACAUUUCCUCAUGGGCAUGAGAUCGUGCCGGCAAUGCUCCAGUCGCCUCUGACUGGACAAGACAGAGUUGCUGCGUAUCAGGCCGCCUUGGCUGAAGCCGCCCACAAGGCCGCCGCGUCGGGCAAAUUCCGCAGAGGCUCAUCGCCUCCACCACUAGGAGACUCGACACUGCUUUCUCCCUCCGCUGGUGAGCAGGAUGAGCUGGACGAGUAUGGACAAGAAGACCCAGCAUUUGACGACUAUGACGACGGGGCCUUCACGCAGGAUAUGGACGACUACGACUUCGACGAUGAUGCUAUCAUCGCGGCUGCAAAUGCCGAAGCGCUCGCAAACGACAUGGAUGGUUUCUACGGCCAAGAGUUUGGCUUCUACUCGGCCCCGGCUCACCAAGGCCAUGGACAUGGGCAUUCUCCAUCGAAGCCGGCAUCCACUGGUUCUGCCCCCCUCAAUGAGCAGAACCUCUACGAGUAUGCGGCUGGUGGCUACUUUGGGCCCUCUGGCCUCGGCAGAUCAAAGAGCGGUCGCAUCGUGUCCCGCGAGCCCAACCUGACGCCUAUCACGGAGCGCUCGGAGUAUUCGAAUCGCAACAGUGUCAUGUCCUUGGGCUUCCCACCCGGUGGCGUUGGCAGUGCUGGUGAUUUGAGGUCUCCAGGCCUGGCUCAGCUAGCCAUGAUGGCCGACGACAGCGACAUGACGCUGUCGGCACUCAUGCGUCUCCGCAGUCGCGCUUUCGGCGGUAGCCAGGCCAGUCUAGCGUCGAGCAGGGAGGGGAGUCCCAAGUCGGCAGCUGGAGACCGCGAAGGUGCAACCUCGCCUUGGAAUAUCAACGGUGGCCAGACGGGAUUUCUGGGCGUGAGAGACAGCUCACACGGCCGCAUGGGGUCGCAAACGGGGUUUUCCGUCCGGAGCCGUGAUUCCGACGCGGGGAGUGCGAGCGGCAGCCCGACUCUGACGAUGAACAUGCCGAUGCCGGUCUCGUCGCCUUCGCCUAUGCCCAUAAUCCCGCCGCUGCAUCCGCAUCGCUCGCAGAGUCCUGCCAUGAUUGGCUCGCUGAACGGGUGUCCGCCGGUGCUCGAGGACGACGAGACGUUUGACGACACGGAACCGCCGAGCGCUAUGACCGGCGCGAGCACCGGCAGCAUGGCCAACUCGGGCCUUUGGAUGAGCCCCGGCGAGGGCCAGCAGUUUUCACAGGGUAGUGGUAGCCUGUCAUCUCCGGCUACGAAUACGGCGACGACGAUAUCGCCCCAGCAGCAACAGGCGCCGCCGGGGUACCCGCCCAGCGCGUCCUCGUCGUCGCGGUCGCGGCCGGGCAUGGGUCACCGGCACAAGGGCUCGGCGGACAGCAUUUCGUACAUGAAGGAGGAGGAGGAGAGCGGGGAGACGCGCUGGGUCAUGGAGCGGCGCCGCACGGCCGAGACGGGCGAGGUGGAGAUCCUCGAGAGGGGGGUCGUGGAGGGCGGGAGGAUUUAA